This is a messenger RNA of Heterocephalus glaber (naked mole-rat), 2390 nucleotides long. RefSeq names its product arylacetamide deacetylase like 3 (gene Aadacl3). Lineage: Eukaryota; Metazoa; Chordata; Mammalia; Rodentia; Bathyergidae. The record is from RefSeq and is a predicted model, not a curated record. Gene Ontology annotation, molecular function: hydrolase activity.
CUUAGCACGGCUUCAACUCAGCAUCCUUUGGGGUGAAGACAGCAUGAUGACUGUGGCUCUGACCCUCCUCACAGCAGCCGGUGUGUUCUCACUGGGAGUUGGGCUGUGGGUUAUCUGCAGCCAACUUGCAACUGUGGAUAUCCCUGCAGGGAUUGACCAACCCUUUAAACUGAGGAUCUUUAGCUACAUUUUCCAACUGCUGAUAACAUGGGGGAUGAUUUUUGAGAAAUUGGGAAUCUGUCAUGCAACAGAGUUUGUCAGUUUCAUGCAUGAUCUGCCCCCAUUAAAGAAGCAUCCAGGUGUUGUGGUCACAGAUCUCCACUUUGGGACAAUCCCUGUAAAGCUGUACAAGCCUGAGGUACCUUCAAGCAGUCCCAGACCUGGUGUUGUCUUCUAUCACGGCGGUGGAACUGUCCUGGGGAGCUUAAAAACUCAUCAUGACUUCUGCUCACAUUUGUGCAAGAACAGUGACUCAGUGGUUCUGGCAGUUAAAUACCGCAAGUCUCCCAAGUAUAAGUUUCCAGUGAUGACAAACGACUGCAUAGCAGCCACCAUCCACUUCCUGAAGUCCUUAGAUGCACAUGGAGUGGAUCCAGCUCGGGUUGUUCUCUGUGGUGACAGUGUGGGAGGGGGUGUGGCAACGUUAAUUUGUCAAAUAUUUGUCAACCGUCCAGAUCUCCCCAAGAUUCGUGCUCAUAUUCUGAUCUACGCUAUGCUGCAAGCCCUACACUUCCAGUCCCCUUCCUACCAGCAGAACAGGAACAUCCCACUGCUCACAUGGAAUUUUGUUUUCUACUGUUGGUGUCAUCACAUGGAUAUCAGCCCUUCCUGGAAAAGUGCAGUAGAGAGAGGUGCCCAUUUGCCUCCAGAAAUCUGGGAGAAGUACAGAAAAUGGUUGGGUGCAGAGAACGUUCCAGAGAGGUUUAAGAAGAGAGGGUAUCAAUCCAGGCCCCUUGAGCCCCUGAAUGAGAACACUUACCUGGAGGCAAAGAUGGUUUUGCACUGGACAUGCUCACCCCUGAUCACAGGAGAUGACAUAGUGUCUCAGAUCCCAGAAGCUUGCAUUGUAAGCUGUGAAUAUGAUCUUCUCCUCGACGAUUCACUCCUGUACAAGAAGAGACUGGAAGACCUGAAGGUGCCAGUGACUUGGCACCACAUAGAGAAUGGUUUUCAUGGAGUGCUUACCACCAUUGAAAAAGGUUUCUUUCACUUCCCCUGCUCCGUGAGAAUUCUGGAUUUGGUUGUCAAUUUUAUCAAGGGAUUAUGACCCUCUUUACUUCCCAAGGAAGCUCUACUAUCAUGUGAGAUAGAUGCUUUCUGAGUCAUUUUUCUGAUGCUUUCUGAGUGACACUGAGUGGAGCUAGGAAGGGAUAGAGGUGGUUUUCUCCAUCCUAGUCUGGAUUCUAGAAUCAUACAAUGCAUGUUCUUUCUGCUGCCUGGAGCAAAACAGAAGAGAAAGAUUUGGAGGGUAGGUGGGGCUCUCUCUGUCCAUGUGCUGGAAAAUUUGAGUUGACCAUCUUCAGUGGCCAUUUGUGAGAGUGAAAUCUGCAUACAAAGGUUGCUCAGAGCCUCAGCUAGAGUUCAGUCUGUCAAGGCUGAUCCAGGCUGAGUGAAACAGGCACAUCUAGUUAGCAGGACCUUGGAGAAGCUCAGGCCCAUCACGUACAAUCUCAUGGGCCUUUUCCACUGUGGCUCAGAAGGUGGCACUUUGGUGUUCUAGCAUACUGGGUAAUGGCAGAGGUAGAGAAUCCCCCUUUGGGUACAGAGCGAUGCUUCCUGCUGUUGCCCAGACUCUGAGUGAAGAGAGCUGACUGCCUGGUCUAGAAGAGAGCUAAGAUAGGGUGGAUAGAUUUUUCCACAGUGACUGCUCACUUGCAGCAGAUGAAGACAGGGCUGUCUGAUUGUGGCAGCUCUGGAGCUCCUGAAGUUCAAAGUUGAGUUUCUAACCAAGGACCCAAAAUAACACUACGGGAGUUACGGAAGAGGAGCUGGGCACAAAGCUGAGUACUGAGUCAGAGUCCCAUGAAGGUUGAGUCCAACCAAAGUCAACCAUGUUCAUAGUGGGAAUUUAUGAGAGGACUAAAGAAAAUGUAUCAAUGGGAACUCUGUAUUUUAAGGCAUAGACCCAAUUCAUAUUGCUCAAAUCACACAGAAACAUGUAUUGAUUUAUGUAGUAAUGACUUCCAGGGAUAAAUCAGGCAUAGCUUGAACUAGGAACUCAAACAUUGCCAUUAGAUACUCUCUCUUUGUCUGUUCUCCUGUGCUGAUUUCACCCCCACCUCCCUAUAUGGUGGCCCUGUACAGUUUCAUGCUUGCAUUUUCCCAGAGUCAAGUUUGUUUUUAUAGACGUGCCUCAUUCUCAGGAGAUCCAGCAAAAAGUUCAUUGGAAU